Colletes gigas is the source of this 6516-nucleotide messenger RNA. RefSeq names its product carboxypeptidase N subunit 2-like. Gene Ontology annotation, cellular component: plasma membrane. Bases 218 to 2236 code for a protein of 672 amino acids. Gene Ontology annotation, molecular function: protein binding. The record is from RefSeq and is a predicted model, not a curated record. NCBI's taxonomy places the organism in Eukaryota, Metazoa, Arthropoda, Insecta, Hymenoptera, Colletidae. The transcript has 5 exons.
UUCGUUUCAAUUCACGUGGAUUCUCGGUGGCUGUUCUUUGCAAGCUAGACAAUUAUCGUAUUGUUGUUUGCUAUACGAAGACGCCAGAGUAUUAAAUGCAAUUGCCUUGGCAAGGUUUCCUUUAUUUUCAACGGAGAAAGUGGAGGCCAAGAACCGACAUUCACCAUAAAACUCUUGACACACAGCUCAAAGGUGUGAAUGACAAAGUGUUCUCAGAAUGGGUCUCGAAACAUUCCUGACAUCGUACGGAUCGAUCGUGAGAGAAUUCGUAACUAAUUGUACAGAAAUUUCACACGUAACCCGACGACAUACACGGUUGGACGAACCGUGCCGGCGGGAUUGGACCCGCAGGACGUCUGCCGUGUCUGACGAGAAAUCGACGCCGGGGCCAGGUCGAUGUGCACAACUCCGGGGGAAUGUGCUGAAACUCCACGUCUGUCGGUGGCAGUUCCAGUGGAGGAGGAGUUCAUAUGGAAUGGCAUCACGUGGACCCUCGGCGACGACGCUGCCAAUCGCGAUAGCGAUGGCCGUCGCGAUGUCAGUCGUUGCAAAUGGUCUCUGUCCGACGCAAUGUCGCUGCGACGACGAGAGCUUGCGCGCGUCCUGCGCUUACGCGGGCCUCGAAGUCGUUCCAAUUCAAUUGAACCCGGAGAUCAAGCAUCUGGACCUGUCCAACAACCGUGUCGGGAACAUUCAUCUCUCGUUCGGUUUCUACGGUAACCUGGAGACCCUCGAUCUCACCUCGAAUGCCAUCCACACGCUGGGCUCGGACAAUUUUAUCUUCCAAAGGAACCUGGUAGGUCUGAACGUGAGCAGCAACGCGAUCAGAGCGUUGGCGAAGAACGCGUUGCAAGGCAUGGACGCUCUGAAGGAGCUGAACCUGGCCAGCAACAACAUCUCCGACAUGGACGAGCAAGCGUUCAAGAGCACCAGCGAGCUGGAGGUGUUGAAUCUCAGCGACAACUCUAUCACCAGUCUGCCUGACGGGCUGCUGAGGAACCUGCACAAGAUUCGCACUCUCGUUCUAAACAGAAACUCGCUGCUCGAAAUCCCGACGGACAAUUUGGCGUUGGCGCCCAGUUUAGAGAACGUGGAUCUGUCCGACAAUCUUAUCCAGGAACUGGACAGGGACUCGUUGCCCUCGUUGCCGUCGUUAGUCUCGCUGGAUCUGGCGAACAACGUUAUUAGAAACAUCGCUGACGACGCGUUCGACCGUCUGCCGGGUCUUCUGCGGCUGGAUAUCUCCAGGAAUAACCUAACGUCCGUGCCCACGUCCGCGUUGGCUAGAUUGAACGUUCUGUCGCACCUGGUGCUCAGCCGGAACCCGUUGGGCAGCCUGGAAGCGGUGGGAUUCCGAAAUCUCUUCGAGCUUAGGAGCCUCGAGCUGAACGACUGCACGCUCGUCAGCGUCCACGCGAGGGCAUUCGCCGACAACGUGAACCUCGAGCGUAUCUCGUUGGACGGGAAUCGGGGCUUGAAGGAACUGCCCGCCAGGGUUCUCUACAGCGCGAGAUAUCUGAAAUGGGUGUCCCUGCGUCGAUGCAGCCUCACCACCCUGCAACCCACGCAGUUUCCCGUCGACGGACUGUCGUCCCUUCGCGUCGGCGGGAAUCCCCUCGUUUGCAAUUGCUCCGUGCAUUGGCUGUGGAACGUUAUCAGGACGGAAGAACGACGGAACGAGUCCAGGCUCGAACUGGAUACCCGCGAUAUUAUCUGUAACGACGAGGAGUUCGCCGGUAAAGCCUUAAUCGCUCUGUCGGAGGGCUCGCUGCGGUGUCGUCUCAGUCCUCUCUAUCUCUCGUUGUCGGCCGCCGGCUGUUUGGCCGCCACGGCGACCAUUCUCGCGCUGAUAGCGCAUCUGACGCGUACGAAAAGGAAGAAACGACUGGCGUACGCCGCCCCCAAUCGGCCGGAGUUCCUCGUCUACGUGGGUCGGAACAACGACGAGCUGGACAAGAACGCCGAGUCGUACAGCAGACGGCUGCUGGCCAGGAACGAGGACACCCCGUACGACACGCCGCGCGGCAAGAUCGGCCAACCGAGCCCCCCUCGGUCGCAGGACACGAACAUCUACGAGACGCCCAGCGAAGCCCCGCCGUCAGGCCGUUGGGAGUCCGCGACGAGGCCUUCGCGAGAAACGGAGCGGCUACCUCAAGCAAAAGGAUUGACGAGAAGCGAGUUUAAAAGGAAUAGAAGAAGAAGAAGCAAUCGCGUUAACGCGUUCCUCUGCGCCUAGGCGUACGUUCAAGGGAGCAAAAAAGACACGCGUUAUAGAGUUCGUAAACUGGACGACGGUCCCUUUACUCCUUUUUCAACGGCGAUCGGCCGUAGGAGGACCGUUUUACAGUCGUCUUGUAAAUUGAAGCAAUAAUAGACGCGACCUUUACCAGUAGACACAUUACAACACCGCGUAUAUUUAGAGACGAAAUUACACGUUUAUACAGACCUAAGCGUAUAUAUAUAUAUAUAUAUAAAUAAUAUAUAUAUAUUUAUUUAUUAAUUUAUGAUGUUAAGUUUGGAAAGAUGUUACGUUUUGAAUACGAAUGAAAAGGAAAAAAAAAAAUAUACACGACGAUAAUGCGUACGUACGCGUACCUCGUGAAAAUUGUCGCGAUCUCGAAUACGCGCGCGGAAACACCGUGCGCGGGUGUAACGCGUCGCGGGGAAAACGACCGAGGACCGUUGUACGCGGAGCGGGAUGCUCCGAAAUCCGUCUGUGCGUGUUUCGCCGUCGAGCGCGCCCUCAAAACGCAUACGCAUCCCCCUGGAAAUUUUACGCGGCACCAGAACCCACGCUGAUUAUAAUCGCCCACUGUGACACAGUUCCUCGAGGGGAAGUCCCAACGUGAAAUAUUCAUUUCUCCGCUGUACACCUUUAGCCCGGGCGGUCCAGAAACGUUUGGAUCCCCGCAUAAUUAGUUUAGGGAACGACCAUUCCAUCUGGCACUCGUCGACACGAUCAACCCAUUAACCCAUUCAGCCAUUUCGGCUAAUGCAUCGACCCCGAUUUUUAUUAACGUUUCCCAUCUUAACCGAAGAGAUCGUAUACAAUUUGAAUAGAGUCAAAGUCGGGGUGGAAAUUGUUUCUAAAUAUAUUACACUGUAUAUUUUGAGAAGAAACAGAAAAAUAAAGUUUACAGUAAAUAUUUAGCACGAGACCAGUGGGGUGAGAGCAAACAUGGUGAACUAUCGACGUUGCUCGGACAAAAAUUUUGUUUGCCCUCUUUUGAAACCUUUUCGAACGCGUCUUGUGAAUUUUUCAGCGUCGAACCCGAAUCUGUUGAUAAAAAUUUCGCGAAAUUCCCGUUUCAAAGUAUGGAUUCGACGCGCGAAAAUCCAUAAUGAACACACCUGUUUUUGUUAGAGAUGGGAUUUCUAUGUCGAGUAAUCAGUGUGCCCAAUUCCGCGCCCCUCGUGCAAUUUCCUCGCGAGCCCCCCUCGCGCACCCCGACCGGUGGCGUUGAAUUUUAACAGUUCCCCUGAUACCCCGUCGCUUAAUUUACGUUACCGUUCUGCCGCGCGGGUGGCGGCAUAAAAAAUUUACGCGGCUAAACGAGGACGAGGGGAGGAUAGGGGGAUGAAAUAUUCGUGCCACCUGUAAGAACGUGAUUCUAACGAAAUCGGGUGGGACGUUCGGCGUUCGCGUAUCUCUUCCGUAACGUUGCCCCUCAUCGAGUCACGCCGGGUCCAGACACCUCUGAAAAAUUCAUUUGACAUUCCGGCCGAUUCGGGGACGAAUCGAGGGUGAAAACGUCUCAGUAACGCGACGGCACCACUGACCUAGUGGAUACGGUCACGACUUCUGUGGAUCUUCUUGUGCCGUCCAUCACUCGGAAGUUGCGAAGUUCCCGAUACGGAGUUUGCGACCAAUCGCGACGAAUCAGCUGGAAACUUAUUCGCAGCGACGGGAUCCUCCUGGCAAUCUGGUUACGCCGAGGAUUUUCCAUUUCCCAUUUCAUGUUCCGUCGGGUAAGCUUUCGUCCUCCCCUGCGAUUGACGCCGAUAAAACCACUAGCCAUCGCGACGUCUCGGUUACGGAGAACUUUAUUCCGCGCUGCACUUACGGGGAUAACGUCACAGGUGUCCCCGCCAUUUUGCAAAGAAACGUCUGACGCUCGAGGGGCGAUCCCUGAUUAAGUUACGAAGUAUCUUUCGAUCCGUUCGACGUUCGAAAAAGUUACGAAAUCUUAAGCCAAAGUAAAUAAGAACGUUCAAAUCGUGGGAAAAGUUUCGAAUAUAUACUUUUGCAUAUUUUUACAACAUCUUAUUGUGUAAAGAGAACUUGAACGAUGGUGAGAAAUGAGAAUGAGUCGAGGAAGGAAUAAUAGAGUAUUUUUUUCCUUUUUUAAGUUUUGUGCCCCGGUUUAUCUCGUAUAACAAGAUUCAAGAGACUUACGAAAACACGUUAUGUAAUUCGCAACUGCUUUCUCUUUCGACAAAUAUUGCGGCAAAAGUAACAGCUCGGGGUGUAUUGUCGCAAUAAAAUGACGAGGAACCGUCGACGUGUCGGCAAUCCAAAUAAGGGUCGACGGAUAAAAAGUACAGGGAAAGUAACCUAGCCGCGGGAGGCGAAACGUAUGUAAAUAUAAAAUAUUUCGGAAUAUACCAAUCAUAACAAAUAUCAUAUUUCAGCGGUGAAAAUUUUUCACAGCUUAUUUGAAAUCGUUGCCUUGUACGGGACAAGAGAUAUUCGACUGAUAAAUAAUCGAACGAACUUGGUUUAUUAUAAGAAUUACUGGAAUACAAAAACAACUGUCUGAGCAACGAGGUCGUAUCAGGUCAUAUGUUUAUAAAUAUGAACUUAACAUUUUAUUUUAGCGUGUUGAAUUCAACCAACACGUUUAAGAACAUCGUUCUAUUUCAGAUUUGAAAAGCCAGUAAUAUUUUACUUACUAAUUUUACGUAUGUAUUCGUAUAGGUACAGUGGAAAUGGAAGGGUGAUAAUCACCCGCUAGAAAUUAGGGAAAGAGUCUAAUUGUAAAAGGAAAGUGACGUCUGGGAUCUUCCUCUCGUUAGACGUCGAGCACACGGAAAUUUUCAUUAGCUGUAUCGGGAACGAACGGCACGAUUUCGCUCGCGCGAUGAUGUUGAUACUCGGGGAUCGAUCGGUCCAGAUUAGAUGAGCGCGUUUGAAGGCGAACGGAGCGCAGGACAAAGAGCAAAGGGAAUGAGGUUAAAGCCAGAACGGUAGAGACGCUCGUAGCAGCGGAAGAAAUAGAUUAAGGACCAAUUAAAAUAAAAGCGAGGCGGACUGGUUGGAAAAAGCGAGAAGGCUCCUGGACCACCCUCUGACAGCCGAAAAUAUUAGAGUCGGGAGCGUUUCGUUCGACCUACCUUCCCGCUCGGUUAGCCAAGAUUCUUCGGUGGCACUUCGCCCGACUCGUUAGUCAUGGUAGUUAGUCAUGCUAGAUGGAUCCUGGCUGAAGAACGAAGACGGUUGGAAAAAAAAAAAAAAGAGGGCGGUCGCGCGAAGUGGCGAAGGGCUCGAUCGCGCGAAGGGGUUCGAAGCAGAGCUCGAGACAGACAGGGACAAAAAUUCUUAGACCUUUCUUCGUCGCAGUGUUUUAUCAGAAGCUACAGAAUCGUAAUAAAAAAAAAGAAAUUACAGAUCCAUAAUUUAGACUAAGAAACGAGGCACUCGAGUCAUUAGAAACGAGACGUUUCUCCACAUUGAAUCACCGGCUUCGAUGAUUUUCUUCCAUAGUUAAGGGGUUAGAGUCGACGCAAAUUACAAUGUAUAGCAGGCCCGAAGAGGUGAAAUUACUCGAAUGGUGGCAACCCCGGUUCGAAGUAGGGCAGGGACUGUUUAAAUAAUUUACUAUUUGGAUAUUCGACAAGUAUUCGUACGCCACGGAUAAAAUUCGAAGAUUUACUACCUAGACACAGUACCUCCGUGACUCGAAUGCUCUACCAUGUCCUUAUAGAUUAUCCCCUUUAUGGAAACAUUCUUCUACAAAGAUUAAAACUGAUUCUGACUGCCACGGUGUUCGUUCGUGUCUAAUGAUAGCAUCGAGGCAUAACCGUGUGGGGCUAAUCACAGAAACGAGACGUGAAAUAAUUCAUAAAAAAAGCGAUGUAUCAUUAGCAAGAAUGGGCAUGAGAGAACUUCUCCAAGAAUAAUUAAAGUAUUCGUAUCGUUUGUUGAUGAAAUAUGGCCGUUUCCUUCGAACCGUAGUCGUUCCACACAAUAAAAUUCCGCCAUCGAAGCGUUCAGAUAUUCGAGAAGCAUCAGCCCCAGUUCGAAGCAGCUUCUCCGUCGCCCGUUUCCUCUUCCUUUCCACGCGGCGGCAUCCCUUUUCCGGCUACGUUUCAAGGGGGGGAUUUCGAUGCGUUUGAGGCGUGCCCCGUCGACGGUUAUUUUUGUAUGUACAUAAAAAAAAACAAAAGCUACGCAACGUCGAAUGCGCGUCACGUUUCUCGCGCGCGCGUAAACGUCCGUCUGAGUGUCCUGUUGUUUAAGUGUUCGUUUUUCCCGUCUCUCUGUCUACGAUAGUAAUCUCCGCCGGUUUCAUAACA